AGUCUGAACUUGUUCCUGUGUGUGUGUGUGUGUAUGUGUGUGUGUGUGUGUGUGUGUGUGUGUCGCCGUGAGUGACCCGGGUGUUGUGUAUGUUACAGAUCCUGACGCGGCGGACAAGGCGGAGCGGCACCUCAUGUGCGGCGACGACCUGCGGCACGACGCGCGCUACGACGCGCCGCCGCCGCCGGAGCCACGGCCGGAGGUGCGCCACGAGCCGCCGCUGGACCUGCGGGAGGUGCGGCCCCCGCCCUGCACGGAGCAGCAGCAGCAGCAGCAACACCAGCAGCAGCAGCAGCAGCAGCAGCGCCUGGAGCCGCGGCCCGAGGUGGUGCCGGUGGGGCCGGGCCCCGGGGAGCGUGUGGCCGCCUCGCCGCCGCUGCCGCCCAGCUCGCUGCCACACUCGUGCCAGCUGUGCGGGAAGCUCAUCUCCUGCCGCCGCAACCUGUGGAAGCACAUGGAGCGCGUCCACUUCAACAACCCCGCCGUCCGCUGCUCGCUGUGCGCCAAGAUGUUCAAAAACAAGUACGCCCUCAAGGACCACCAGCGCAUCUACCACGGCGGCCUCAGCGAGCCGCCGCCGCCGCCUCCGCCCCACUCCUCGCUGCUGUCCCGCAUCCUGCAGGACCCGCGCCACGCCCAGGGCCACCCGCCGCAGCCCCACGACCCCCGCCACCCGCCGCCCAUGGACCUCCAGCAGCCGCCCCUCAUGCCUCGCGAGCCCCUCCUGCGGCGGCCUCUGGAGCCCCACGGCCAGCCGCUGGGCCGCCGCCACCACGAGGACGAGGACGUGGGCGGCGCCGGCACCUACCCGGGCAUGGGCAUGGGCGCCAUGAUAUCCCAGUCGUUGGCGCCCAGCAUGGUGGGCAGCCCCUCCUCGCUGGCGCCGCCCCGCCCGGACUGGCCCACGCAGGACAACCCGCUGGCGCUCGUCAACCGCGCCUUCCUCUCCGAGCUGCACCAGCUGGUCACCAAGGCAGACUAGGCGCCGCGGCGCCCCGCUAGUCCCGCCCCAGCCCCGAAGCAGCAGCAGGCGGGUGCAGGGGCCGUCGGGCCACCAUCUCACUCUCGAUAGCUUUAACCUCCUUGGGAGUCCCGCUGUUACCAAACGGGAGCCGCGUCCUUCCCGGUGGCCGGCGGACACGGCCGCAGCCGCCGCCGCCGCAGCAGUAGUCGUCGUUGCCAGGAUAGUCUCUGGCGUUGUGUGUUCAGCCCGCACCGCCGCAGCAGCUACUACUACUACUACUACCGUACGUACGUACGUAGGCAGCCUAACACUGGACGCACACGCUUCCCUAACUCACUCAUCGCCAGCAGGGGAGUGGGGGCAUUGUUGACCUGCUUCGGAUCUUUCAUUCCAGCGUCUUAGCCUGUGAUGUGAGCGUGAUACGAGACACUUCUCGAUUGGGUUAUGAUAAAAUUUUUAAUAUAUUGGAUUCAUUUAUCUCAAGUAAAUGCCCAAAAUAGCGUUUAUUGGCUGUGAUAGAAGUAAUGUCGAACUCUGUAUGGAUGCGUUAGAGAAGCCUGUUGAGGAUCCUACGAGAAGAAGAUUCUGAAUCAGUAAUCAAUGUGUCCUAUGACUGCCUGAGCCGCGCGCCGCCCCGCCCACGGCCCCCCGCCGCCCGCCCCGCGGGGCUGCCCCCUCGCCGGCCCCCCCGCCCCCCAGCAUGUCCUUGUUGAUGGUUCAGCCUUUGUACUCCAGAUGUAAUAGUUCACAGUAUUUGCUCAGACGGUGGUCGAGGCGCCCGCCGCCGCCGCCCGCCGUCCCGCCCCGCGCGGCACGCACCGCCGCGCGUGUUCCUCCGCGCGUCCAUACAGGACCCCGCUGGCCGCGGCGGCGGCGGCGGCGGUGGC
This is a messenger RNA of Eriocheir sinensis (Chinese mitten crab), 1851 nucleotides long. Its product is annotated as zinc finger protein 219-like. The transcript has a single exon. The record is from RefSeq and is a predicted model, not a curated record. The coding region runs from base 134 to 982 and encodes 282 amino acids. Lineage: Eukaryota; Metazoa; Arthropoda; Malacostraca; Decapoda; Varunidae.